AUGGUCAAUUUGCGCCGUCGCAUACAUUUUGUUUCUUUCUUUCUUUCUUUCUCUCUCUCUCUCUCUCUCUCUUUGCUCUCGGCAGAUGUAUGUACUUCAACAUCGUCUUCUUCUCUUUUUCUUAUCAAAAAUAACAGGAAAGUUGCCGGCGUUGCCAUGGGAUUGAUUCUCGGCGAUGAAAAGCAUCCGGAGGCUAUCGUGCUCACCGAUAUACUCGGCUCCGAAGACGCUUUAGGUGAUAUGGACUUCAAAUGUGCAGGCGACUCCGACGGGUUUACAGCGUUUCAGAUGGAUAUCAAAGUCGAAGGAAUAACUUUGGAUGUCAUGAGAAACGCGCUCGAGGAGGCCAGACUUGGCAUCGUGCACGUUUUGGGCGAGAUGGAGAAAUCCAACCCGGCGCCGAGAGGCACGAUGGGCGCGAACGCGCCGCAGAUUUCCAAAAUGUCCGUUAACCCGAAGUUUAUCGGGAAAGUCAUCGGUAAAGGAGGCGAGACGAUUAAGGGUAUCAUAGAACGAACAGGCGUGUCUUCUAUUGACGUCGAUGAUGCCGGGAACGUGACGAUUACCGGCCCUGGUGGAUGCGACAUCGAUGGCGCUCGAGAAGUCAUCGAAGGUAUUUGCCUCGAGCCGGAAGUCGGUAAGAUUUAUCGCAACUGCGAAGUUAAGAAAAUCUUAGAGUUUGGUUGUUUCGUUGAAAUUUUUCCAGGCGUGGACGGAUUGUGUCACAUUUCCGAACUCGAAGUUGGACGCGUCGCGAACGUCGUCGACGUGAUCAAAGAAGGCGAGAAAAUGGACGUGAAACUGUUAGAGAUCAACGGGCGAGGACAAAUGAAACUUUCGAGACGAGAGGUGUUACUCGAGGAAGAUCCCGAACUCGCUGGCGACGAUAACCAAGAGCGUGGAAGACGCCCGGCACAGGAACAAGGUGGUAGAUCAGGAGGAAGAGGAGGAAGAUCAGGAGGAAGAGGUCGAGGCCCUCGUCGCGAUAGCGGAGGCUUCGAUAUGGAUGACAAUUAA
Bathycoccus prasinos is the source of this 1017-nucleotide messenger RNA. RefSeq names its product polynucleotide phosphorylase/polyadenylase. Lineage: Eukaryota; Viridiplantae; Chlorophyta; Mamiellophyceae; Mamiellales; Bathycoccaceae. Gene Ontology annotation, cellular component: mitochondrion; chloroplast stroma; cytosol. The record is from RefSeq and is a predicted model, not a curated record. The transcript has a single exon. Gene Ontology annotation, biological process: mitochondrial mRNA catabolic process; mitochondrial RNA 3'-end processing. Bases 1 to 1017 code for a protein of 338 amino acids. Gene Ontology annotation, molecular function: 3'-5'-RNA exonuclease activity; RNA binding; polyribonucleotide nucleotidyltransferase activity.